GCCAGUUAGAAUACAAUUACCCAAAAAGAAACUUGGAAAACUCCCCCCUGCAUUGUUCCCAUCCACACAAACAAAUAUUUAUUACUGAAUAACUGAAUAUCACCAAGAACUCAAUAACUCAACAAUGGAGAAACAAGAAGAAGUGAUUCUACUGGAUUUCUGGGCAAGCAUGUAUGGGAUGAGGGUCAGGAUAGCACUUGCUGAAAAGGGCGUUUCAUACGAACACAGAGAAGAAGAUUUGAGGAACAAGAGCCAGCUUCUCUUGGAGAUGAACCCGGUUCACAAGAAAAUUCCGGUUCUCAUACACAAUGGCAAACCAAUCUGCGAGUCUAGCAUCAUUGUUGAAUAUAUCGAUGAAGUCUGGAAAGAUAAAACUUCAUUGUUUCCUUCUGAUGCUUAUGGCAAAGCUCGUGCCAGGUUCUGGGCCGACUUUAUUGACAAAAAGGUAUUCCAACCUGGGAGGACUUUGUUGUACACAGCAAAAGGUGAAGAACAUGAGGCAGCAAGAAAAGAUCUCAUGGAUUCCCUUAAACUGAUUGAAGGAGAGCUUGGAGACAAGCCUUACUUUGGAGGUGAGAGCUUUGGCUACGUUGAUGUGUGUUUGAUUCCGUUUUAUACACGGUUUCGAGCCUAUGAAACGUUUGGGGAAUUGAACGUUGAAGGCGAGUGUCCAGCGUUGACUGCGUGGGCUAAAAGUUGCAUUCAGAACAAGGAAAGUGUGUCUAAUGUUCUUCCUGAGUCGCUAAAGAUGCUUGGCUUAGUUCAACAGAUGAGGAAGAUACGUGGAGUCGAUGAGUAGAACUUCCAAGUAUCAAACCAAGUAUAUAUGUUGUUAAACCUUUCGAUCAUGUAUCGGUGUCUUUUACUUCGCUUUCUUGUGAAAAUCACUUUUGAUGCC
Molecule: messenger RNA, 898 nt
Organism: Lactuca virosa
Lineage: Eukaryota; Viridiplantae; Streptophyta; Magnoliopsida; Asterales; Asteraceae
Source: the annotation of a GenBank genome assembly